AUGGCUUAUCCAUUUAGCUCUCGUCUUACGGUUCACGAACGAGCUAGACUUGUGCUACUGUUGCUUUGCAUCGUGCCGCUACGUCUGACCAUUGAACUAUCAAGGACCCUUUUAAAUGCACUGAUACACCGUCUGCCACUGAGGCUGUUCUUGACCGGCGCAGUCUUUCGCGUGGUGCUUGAUACCCUAGAGGCACGACAUAUCCAACAUCUCAGCAAGUCAACCAGAGCGACUUACCAGUCAUGGGUCCAGCGGAAACAGGCCAGGCUGCUUAAAUCUACAAAAAGUGAGCGCGCGACACGUUGCAGCGUUGACAUCGAGGUUUUGGAUGACGACGGCUCUGCAUUGCUGUGGCUCGGCAACAGACAAACCGCCCAACGCGUCGUGCUCUUCCUCCACGGGGGAGGAUACCUCGUUCCACUAUCACCAGGACAUUUGGAAUGGUGCUGGGAGGUCUUUGUGACCACCCAGUUCGAAGCAGGCGUGGAGACAGCAGUCGCUAUUCUCGAGUACACGCUCUGCCCCAGCGCAGCAUUCCCCGUCCAGCUCACGCAAGCUGCGUCUGGCCUCGCGCACAUUCUGUCUACGGGGGUGCUGCCGCGCAACAUCAUCUGUGGAGGCGACUCGGCAGGCGGCAACUUGACUAUGCAGCUGCUCGCUCACCUCAUCGAUCCGCAUCCGGGGGUACAUGCUGUCCGGCUGGCAGAACCGUUUCAGGCCGCGUUCAUGGUCUCACCGUGGCUGAGUAUGAAGACAGGCGACGCGUCGUUCCGCAAGAGUCAUGGCAUUGACAUACUCUCGGCGAGUAUCGUGCAGACUUCUGUACAUGCCAUCUUGGGUGAGGUUGGUCAAUCGCCAAGGCGUGCCACAGUGGAAGAGCGAGAGGGUGCUUUCCCGUUUGACAAGGAUGGAUGCUCUUUUCUGUCGCGCCUUCCGGAUGUUAUAGCCCGUAUUUAUGUAUCCGUGGGCCAGUACGAGGUGCUGCGUGACCAAAUCGUGGCUCUCGCGCUGGAGGCUGAGCGACGCGCGCCCACGCUGGACGUGCAGCUUGACAAGUUCGAGAAGCAGGCGCAUGAUUUCAUUCUACUGGAGGGCAUGAUAAGGAGCCCGGGAGAGGCAACAAAUGCCAUGAUCACGUGGCUGAGGCGGUAG
Molecule: messenger RNA, 1152 nt
Organism: Cordyceps fumosorosea ARSEF 2679
Lineage: Eukaryota; Fungi; Ascomycota; Sordariomycetes; Hypocreales; Cordycipitaceae
Product: Alpha/beta hydrolase fold-3
Exons: 2
Coding region: 1-1152 (383 amino acids)
Molecular function (GO): hydrolase activity
Source: RefSeq, a predicted model, not a curated record